Molecule: messenger RNA, 989 nt
Organism: Dentiscutata erythropus
Lineage: Eukaryota; Fungi; Glomeromycota; Glomeromycetes; Diversisporales; Gigasporaceae
Source: the annotation of a GenBank genome assembly
GAGAAUAUGAUCGAAAUGAAUGGCAUUUCUUAUUUAAUAACCCUUUAAUAUCAACUUCAUUAACAGAAUUUUGGUCAAUACGUUGGCAUCAAGCAUUUCGAGAAAUUUUUGUAUCAUUUGCAUAUAAACCAUUAAGAAGAUUAACUAUUAACAAAAUUAGACCAUUAUUUGGAAAGGAUUAUCAAAAAAUCGGAAUAAUUAUAGAGAAACUUAUUCCUAUAAUGGGUGUUUUUUUCAUUAGUGGAAUAAUGCAUGAAUAUAUAGUUUUGGCUGUGAUGUAUCAAUUUUGGAAGCCAGGUGAACAAUUAUUAUUUUUUAUGUUGCAAGCAAUUGAAAAUAAUUGUAGUGAUGAUGAUAACGAAACCAACGUAGAUGAUGGUGUUAGCACAUCUGAAAUUGAUAUUGCAAAGGUAGUGGAGAAUAAUUCAAUUGAUAAUGAUGAAUCUAACGAAUCGGAGAAACAUAAUAUUAGAUCGGAUACGAGAAAAUUUGUUGUAUUUCUUAUUAAUGUCGAAGAAACUCAAGACAAUAGCAAUAUUGGCCCAAAUAGAAGUAUGAAUCGCCUAUCAAUAACGAGAUCUUUGGUUAAUUUAAAUAUUCAAUCUGACAAAUUGAGUAUAGAUACCAAUGUCAUUGAUAAACAAUCAACUAAGAGACAUCAAACGCGAUCAACACGUUCUAAUUCUCAAGUCAAAAUCGUUGUGCCAACUAAUACCUCAAAUAUUGACACUGUUGAUCAAUCUAUUUCUGAUAACAGGAUGCGAAGGCAACCUAGCAAUGUUUUUUCUUAUGAACGACUAUUAAUUCGGAAUCAGGCAAAAGCCGCAACUAUGAAGAAACACGAUGAUGCUGGGACCAACAACAUUAAUAAAAUAUGUGAAACGUCACAAGCUGAAGAUGAAAGAAUUGAAAGAGCUAUAGCAGAUCUUAAUAAUAACAUUAAUAGAAUGCAUAUAACAUCUCAAGCUAAUGAAACUGCAAGGCCUUAA